Paraglomus brasilianum is the source of this 369-nucleotide messenger RNA. The record is from the annotation of a GenBank genome assembly. Lineage: Eukaryota; Fungi; Glomeromycota; Glomeromycetes; Paraglomerales; Paraglomeraceae.
GCGAUUACUGAAGUUUACGAAGAAUCUAAAGAAGGGAAGAAAGUACCAGAAAAAACGCGAGAAGAAGAAAUAAAAAAAUACAUAGAAUGGUUAAAGAAAACAGAAGUCCCUCCGUGUAUUAUCCCGAAAGAAAACAUCAUACCUGGAAGUAAAAAUAGAAAAAAGAAUUACAAAAAAGAUUUUACGAACGACCUAAUGGAAAAAAUCUACAAAAAAAUAUGGAUACCAAGUAGAGAAGCAAUUAACAACUCUCAAGAAGAAAAAGACAGAAACAUUAGAAAAAAUAACAUACCAACGGAACCAAUACACGGAAAAGAAACUAGUGAAAAUGCUCUGAGAAAGUACGCAAAUGGAAAAAACUCUUUAUAG